UGUCCUCGCAGUUACAGGAUACGUCCUAGAUUCUUGCGGGAUGUGUCUAAAAGGGAUAUAAGCACGACAGUGUUGGGUCAUAGAGUUUCAAUGCCUCUGGGAGUCGCACCCACCGCGAUGCAACGUAUGGCACAUCCCGAAGGAGAAUGCGCUAAUGCAAGAGCUGCUCAGACUGCGGGAACAAUCUUCAUUCUUUCGACGAUAUCUACGAGCAGUAUAGAGGAAGUGGCGGAAGCCGCACCGGAGGGUAUAAAGUGGUUCCAGCUCUAUGUUUAUACCGACAGAAAUGUCACUUUAAAUUUGAUAAAACGUGCCGAACGUGCUGGUUUCAAGGCACUUGUUCUCACCAUCGAUGCACCGUUUUUCGGCGAUCGACGCGCCGAUUUGAGAAAUAAUUUCUCGUUACCCAAUCACUUGAGGUUUGCAAAUUUUCAGGGUGAUUUAUCGCACCGAAUAAAUUCCGCGAAGACUGGGUCUGGCCUUAAUGAAUAUGUUACUGCACUAUUUGAUACAUCUCUCACCUGGGAUGAUGUAAAGUGGCUUAAAAGAACUACAACACUACCGAUAAUUCUUAAAGGAAUAUUGACAGUGGAGGAUGCAUGUUUAGCCGUGGAAAAUGGGGCUGAUGGAAUUAUAGUUUCAAAUCAUGGUGCACGUCAAAUAGACAGUGUUCCAGCAACGAUCGAAGUUUUGCCUGAAAUAAGCAAAGCUGUAGGAGAUAAAAUAGAAGUCUAUAUGGAUGGCGGGGUGAGGCAAGGUAUCGACGUAUUCAAAGCGUUGGCAUUGGGUGCAAAAAUGGUAUUCUUUGGUAGACCAAUGCUAUGGGGCUUAACACACAGUGGUGAAAAAGGUGCUAGUGAGAUUCUUGAACUCAUGAGAAGAGAAAUUGAUUUAGCAUUUGCAUUAACUGGUUGUGCAUCUAUGAAAGAUAUUACACGAGAUAUGGUGAUUCAUGCAUCUUACUACAGUCAUUUAUAAAAAUAAAUUAAUUUCAUAUUAAUCAUGUAUGUGUUGGUACAUUAAUAAAAAUCUUUUGUCUUAUUAAAGCUUUUAUGUUACUAAAGAAUCUAUCAUACAUUAAGAUUGUACUAUACAGGAUUAAUAAUCACUUAUCUAUUUACAUAUUUUUAUUGGGGAAUUAUACAUACACUUACAUGCCGUGUUUUCUUCUAAUUUUCUAUUUAGUUUUUAAUAUUAUGCUCAUCAUUUAGAUGAAAGAUUUCUAUAAUUUUAUUUUGUAAUAUUAUGUUACAAGAACCAUAUUUGUACUGAAUUUGCAUGAAUAAAUCAUUACUUGAUCAAA
This is a messenger RNA of Pogonomyrmex barbatus (red harvester ant), 1303 nucleotides long. It is a transcript of the gene Hao, whose product is annotated as Hydroxyacid oxidase. NCBI's taxonomy places the organism in Eukaryota, Metazoa, Arthropoda, Insecta, Hymenoptera, Formicidae. Gene Ontology annotation, molecular function: (S)-2-hydroxy-acid oxidase activity; FMN binding. Gene Ontology annotation, biological process: fatty acid alpha-oxidation. Gene Ontology annotation, cellular component: peroxisomal matrix. The record is from RefSeq and is a predicted model, not a curated record.